Molecule: messenger RNA, 495 nt
Organism: Pieris macdunnoughi
Lineage: Eukaryota; Metazoa; Arthropoda; Insecta; Lepidoptera; Pieridae
Source: the annotation of a GenBank genome assembly
AUGGCCUCGUCUACGAACGGCAAUAUCGUCAUCGAGUGGUUGCGAUCGCUCCACCUGGGCCAAUAUGCGGAAAGUUUCAUUGAUAACGGUUAUGAUGACUUAGAAAUAUGUAAACAGGUCGGGGAACCCGAUCUAGACGCGAUCGGAGUUCUUAACCCGGCACAUCGUCAAAGAUUGUUGCACUCUGUAAGAACUUUGAGAGAAGAAGGUGCAGCGGCUGUGUACUUUACCCUGGAGGAAGCCGCUGCUUCUCGAGACUGCAGAUGUGAAGAAGAAGUCCGCAAAGAACAAGCGGUGGCAGCCGUUGAACCGGCAAAAUAUGCCGACGAGUAUGAAGAGGGUAAAGCGGAGUUAGUAAAAAUUCCACGUAUCCAGUUGAAGAGGCUGCUACGUGAGCGUCUAGCUCAAGAUGGGAUUCGCUUGAGCCUUCAGCCGUACUCCACAACGGUCAGUGUUAAUUCGGUGUGGCAGUGUCUCUUGCGGCUGUGUUUGUGA